CAGAUCCUUCCACAGCCUUCCUUUCUUUCCCUCUUAUAAACCCCAAAUCCCAAAUCUCCGCCUCCCCUGUUCUAAAUUCCUCUGAUUUCCCCAAGGUCCCUCAAUUUUCCUUUUCUCUCACUCUCAAAUCAAAAUUAGGGUUUCAUGGCUUCCGACGCCGUCUCCCAAUUCGCUUCCUUCUUCGAUCGCCUCCGCCGCGACCGAGACCUCCCUCCGAUCAUCCCCUUCAUCAUGGGCUUGGCCGUCGCCGGAUCCACGACAGGCUCCGAUCAACAGCAAACCGACGAUCGUAGACCGGAGCACGUUAACCGACUCGUCGUCGUCAAUCGCGACGAGCAAAACGUGGUGGUGAUCGAGAGCGGCUCCGGCGGAAUCGACUCUCUGAUGCGCCAAUUGGCCAAGGACGGCCACCCGCCGGCGUCCAAGGCCUCCAUCGCGGCCAUGCCGACGGUGACGGUUGCGGAAAGCGGCCGCGAGUGUCCGAUCUGCCUCGACCAGUUUGAGGUCGGCGGAGAGGCCAAAGAGAUGCCUUGCAGUCAUUUGUUUCACGGGGAUUGUGUUGAGAAGUGGUUGAAGGUUCACGGGACUUGCCCGGUCUGCCGGUUCACGAUGCCGGCCGACGAGGAAGAAGAGCCGGAUAAGAAGAAUGAGCCUGGAAUUUCUGUCAGCAUAUUUAUAAGGGCGACGACAAGUGAAGAGUCAGAUCCAACUGGUGAUUCGACUCCAAGCGAAGCAGCAGCUGAUGAUGAUCAUAUGCAGAGUUAGAACAAAAAUUCAAAGACUUUUAGAUUUGAUUUUUUGGAAAUUUUAUGAAAUUGGUUGGGGGUUUAGAUUUGUACAUUGUCAAAGUUUGAGUUCUCUCUUUGGAGUAAUGAAUCAAUAUAAUAUAUAUUUUUCA
This is a messenger RNA of Rosa rugosa (rugosa rose), 898 nucleotides long. RefSeq names its product E3 ubiquitin-protein ligase MPSR1-like. Bases 145 to 765 code for a protein of 206 amino acids. Gene Ontology annotation, molecular function: ubiquitin protein ligase activity. Gene Ontology annotation, biological process: protein ubiquitination. Lineage: Eukaryota; Viridiplantae; Streptophyta; Magnoliopsida; Rosales; Rosaceae. The record is from RefSeq and is a predicted model, not a curated record. The transcript has a single exon. Gene Ontology annotation, cellular component: cytoplasm.